Prunus persica (peach) is the source of this 330-nucleotide messenger RNA. Its product is annotated as auxin-induced protein 15A. Lineage: Eukaryota; Viridiplantae; Streptophyta; Magnoliopsida; Rosales; Rosaceae. The record is from RefSeq and is a predicted model, not a curated record. The coding region runs from base 1 to 330 and encodes 109 amino acids. The transcript has a single exon. Gene Ontology annotation, biological process: response to auxin.
AUGGGUUUCUGUCUGCCCGCUGUAAUUCCUGCGAAGAAGCUUCUUCGGCGGUCUUUUUCAAAUACAAACAGAGGAGCUUCAAUUAAUCUAGCGGAUAUCCCAAAAGGUUAUUUUGCAGUUUAUGUUGGGGAGAGUGAAAAGCAGCGAUUCGUCGUUCCUAUAUCAUUCCUCAACCAGUCUGUGUUUCAAGAGUUGCUAAGCGAGGCUGAAGAAGAAUUCGGAUAUGAUCAUCCAAUGGGUGAUCUGACAAUUCCCUGCAUACAAGAUGCCUUCCUUGAUCUCAUUUCUCACUUGAAUUCAUUGUGGGGGCGAUGGAGAGCAAUUACAUGA